Messenger RNA from Mesorhabditis spiculigera, 2514 nucleotides. NCBI's taxonomy places the organism in Eukaryota, Metazoa, Nematoda, Chromadorea, Rhabditida, Rhabditidae. The record is from the annotation of a GenBank genome assembly.
AUGAAAAUUGAUGAUUUCGAGGUGACCGCCCGAGCCGACGACUGGCCCUUUACCGCUUCAACGAGGGCCAUGCCCAGCAUCGUGCAGCUUCAAAACAACGCGAUCCACCCGCGUGGCUUCAAGGAUGAUAUUCCGGUGGAUUUGCAAGGCGGUCGGUUGAUUGACAUGACCGAGGAAGAAGAAAUCGACCCCAGCGAUGGGGCCACCGUCCAAAUCACGACCUAUCGAAUCGAGACCCCCGAUGGGCACGAGCUGACGCAGACCGUCCGCCGGAAAAUGAAAAUCGACUACCGCCAACUGCACCAUCGCGUCGAGACCCUAAAUGGGAAAGAGACGAAAAACGAGGUGGCCGUGCAGCAAAUCUCGAACGGCUUCAACACGUUUCCGGGCGGCAAUUUCCCAGCCAUCGAGGGGGGCUUCGAUUUCGACAAGUCGGCCCUCAAGUUGAAUAUGGAUGAUCCACAGGAUCUCCGGAUAUCCAACGUCCUCAACCAAACCCGCGAUGCGUUCCUCGGCAUUCUCUCCCAGGAGAAAGCAGAGUGGAUUGCCAAGUUCCCGGAUCUGUUCUCCAAAAUGCGGACUCAAUCCCAAUUAAUCCCCUCAACGACCACAGAAACUGUUGUCAAUGCUGACGGGUCGGUGACGACGAGGAGUCGAUCUCAUCAGAGUGUUAGCUCGCAGUGGUGUCGGCAGGAGACGUACAUCAACGGCGUCAAGCAGACGUCAAAGAGCAAGUGGAGGGCUUUUGUGGAGUACAAGGGCCCCGAGGGCGGCUUCAAAGUGAAACUGUCAGACGAGGGCGAGGACGAGCUGUCCGAGGAGGAGAAUGACGAUGAUGAACGAUCCGCGCACUCCGAUGACAACGAAUCUGUCUUCUCCAUCACUUCCCAAAUCCCUCGAGGCGCCAUCAAAGCCCCAGGAGGGAAGAAGAAGACCGAUAGGGCACAAAUGGCUGCCAGGGAAUUGGUCGAUUCCGAGCAGAGAUAUGUCGACAAAUUGAGACUUCUUGAUCAGAUCUUCCGCGUCGACGUUGAAGCCCUGGAGAAGGCGGGCGACUUUGAGAGGGCGAAGGUCGGCAAGCUGUUCUCGAACAUCUCCUCCCUCCACACGUUCCACAACACACAUCUACUCCCUCAGCUGAUGGAUGCGAAUCGUGAAUGGAAUCAUACCAGAAGAAUCUCACAUGUCAUGAAGAAGUUGGCGCCAUUCCUGAAGAUGUACUCCGAGUACACGAACAACUACAACGAGGCCGUCAAGGUGUUCGAAGAACAACGGGUGAAAAAUCGAAAAUUCGCCGACCUGGUGGCGAAGAUCGAGCGACUGCCCGAAUGCGAUAACCUUCCUCUCUCCUCCCACCUGAUCUGUCCGGUGCAACGAGUGAUGCGAUAUCAGCUGUUGUUACAGGAAUACAAAAAACACCUCAACAAAUCCGACGUCGACCUGGCAGACACGGAGGAGGCACUUCAGCUCGUGCUCAAAGCCGCUGAACACGCCAAUGAGACGAUGAAGAAGCUGGAGCGCUACCGGAAAGUGAUCGAGAUGCAAGAGAUGCUCGGCAAUUCCCUCCCUCUCGUCUCGGUCGGCCGAGAGUUCAUCGAAUCGGGCCCAAUUCAGAAGAUCUCAUCCAGCACACAGAAACCCGAGGAACGGUACCUCUUCCUCUUCAACGACCUGAUUUUGCUCGGCGUCAAGGGAUACGUGUCGAAAUAUCGAGUGCGAGCACGAUUCGAGGCGCUUCAUACUCGGGUAUGCGAAGGAGACAACUUGGAGCGCGAGCACUCGUUUUAUCUGAGGGGCAACUACGGCACCGAGCCGCCACGGUGCGUCGAACUGUUCACCGACACCCAAGAAGCCAAGGAGAAAUGGAUGCGAAAGCUGCAAGAAGUCAUCACACGGGCUCGGGACAAUUCGGCCACGUUUUCGAAACACGACUCAAAGCGAAGCUCGAUCAGCGAGGGCAAGUCGAAGUCGCCGAAGCAUUGUGCAGAGUGUGACAUCGAACUGAGCUUCUUGUCACGAAAGGUGUUCAAGCUCAAAUGCAGCAAGUGCCAGCGAAAGUUGUGCGACAAAUGCUUUGGCCGAUACAAGAAUGAUGGAAAGAAGGGAAAACUUUGCGAGGGAUGCGUGAAGAACACUGUGAAUUCCGACACGAUCCGCAAUGCCGUCUCGAGUGUGGGCGACGUCUUGGACAAGCCGCCACGAGGAGCGGGUGUCCUCCACGGUUCAGAUGUUCGAUUCAAGGGCUCCCUCGGCAAAACCUUCCACCGCUACUUUGCCGUCCGCAGCGACUUCUGCCUAUAUUCGUAUGAGGAUGAGAAGCAAACUCGUGCCGUGGCCAUGCUCCCACUCCCUGGCGCCGAGGUGAAAAUGUGCGGCGAGCGGAACAGCUUCCAGCUGCGUGUCGGCACCCGCCGUAUCUACACGAUCACCGUCGACGACGAGAAGACGCAGGCAAAAUGGAUGGCCGUCCUCGAUCUCGCGGCUAAUGCUCAUAUGGCACAGUCCGACUCCGAG